This is a messenger RNA of Oncorhynchus tshawytscha (Chinook salmon), 2005 nucleotides long. Its product is annotated as transmembrane protein 100-like. NCBI's taxonomy places the organism in Eukaryota, Metazoa, Chordata, Actinopteri, Salmoniformes, Salmonidae. Gene Ontology annotation, biological process: cellular response to BMP stimulus. The record is from RefSeq and is a predicted model, not a curated record. Bases 507 to 938 code for a protein of 143 amino acids. The transcript is spliced from 2 exons.
GUUCACCCCACCCCCAUAGCCACCGAUAUUCUACAAACGUGCUUGCAAUGCAAGAAGAUGGCAGUCAAACAGUCGUUUUCUUACACAGGAGGAAACGCACAGGGGACAUCCGAUGAAUGGGAGUCAAAUUCCAACACAGCGUUUACGGUGCGAGCUGUAGACUGGCUGAGCGAAGUGGAGAGUGAAACUGUGUUCUGGACCUACACAUUGAAUCUGGCUUAUAAUUUAAUGUACGGUACAUAAAGACGGAGGGGAGCCCCACUUGUGUCUGCUUUUGAAAGUAUACGGAGUUACUGGAAUACAAAAGCGUAUUACAUAUUAUUAUAUUAUGUGUAUUAUUAUGUUUUAUUCAUCGAUGGGCAAAAACACAUUUUAAACGGUGCGGGCAUGGAAAAUGCGUGCAAGAUUGGGACACGCUGACAGAACAACCUCAGGAUAUAAAAAGUGAAGACCCAUCUGUGGUUAAAGUGAGGAUCCAUCUGUAGUUGGAAAGAAGCAAAACUUUGAUGCUGGAUCCUGCGAUGCUAGAGGAACCCAGUAAAGACCCCAUGACAGUGCCAGCAGCCCCAGAAAGAGCUGUCAUGGAGAAGGCCAACAUCAAUGACCACACUCCGACUGUGACUAUAAUAGCUAUCCCUUUGGUCACUGAAAUCCAACUGAACGCGGCAACAGGUGGUGCAGAACUCUCCUGCUAUCGCUGCACAGUGCCGUUUGGUGUGGUCAUUCUCAUUGCCGGUAUUGUGGUCACUUCUGUGGCCUACAGCUUCAACUCACAUGGGUCCACCAUCUCUUACUUUGGGCUGGUGCUACUAUCUGCUGGACUGGUGCUAUUGGCGCUAAGUGCGGUAUGCUGGAAGAUGAGACUUGAGAGAAAGAAGGAGAGGCGGAGGGAAAGCCAAACUGCAUUGGUCUCAAACCAGAGGAGCAUCUUUGCAUGAAGGGAAAGACUGAUCAUCAGGAGAGAAAUAAGUCUGUGAUAUGUUUGGGUGCGAGAGGAAACAGAGGUAGUGGUUCAUUUGAAAACAGAGUGGAGACAGCUGUAUCCAGAUGUUUUCAUGACUGACCAACGUCUGUGGUGGGUCGUUGACCUGCAAGGCUUUGACCUCAGACUGUCUCUAGGCUAAGCAAGUCAAAACAUCUUAGCUUUUAUGAAGUUGUUGGGUUUUUAAUCUGUCAAACAGACUGGUCACAUCUGGGAAGCUGGGCAGACAGCCAAACUGAAUGUAUCAAAAUUAAGACAAAUUACCACUGUACAAAGCAAUGGAGAGGAUGUUUCCUCUCCAUUAAUCUACUGUUGCAUCUGGUGUCUUAGAUUUACUGGGAGGGAUAGUGGUCUGAAAGGAGGGGGACAUAGGAAAAUCCAGAACAAUGAAUCAUGCUUCAUUUACAAUGUUUUAGGCAUAACAUCUCUCAUAAAGUCUGAUUGUUCCUUUUCAUUUCACACAGAAUUAUGUUCAAUUACCUGACAUGGGAAUAUGGUACUUACAUGUUAAUAUGUAAUGAUAUAUAUUGGCAUUAUGGGGACACAAAAACGUGUUGUUUUUGUUUGUUUAUUAUCGUAUUCUCUGAAACAAGUCGAGCUCAGAGAUAAAGUCAAUUAGAUGUCACACAGUAAUUAUGUAUAGUACCUAUGAUGUACCUAUGAUGUUAUAGGUAGUAUUGCAUUAUGAGGGAAUAUGAUUAUUGACAAAAUAUAACUUACAUCGAAUUAACCUUGAACUAUUCUCUGUAAGCACUGUUCCACACCAUGAUUAACAUGGUGUUCUAUGUAACUAUGACGACAAGAUUCUUUGGAAUUACUAGCAUCUUGCCACAGUCUUGUUGUCACGACAGUACUUGCCAUUGUCAGUAAAUGUAUUUCAUAUGUUGAGCGAUAUGAAAUGUUCUAGUAUUUUAUUCCACUUUAAUAUAAUCAUUUUUAUGUAUGACUUCUCUGUUAACAGUACAUCAAUUGUUAAUAGGUUAUAGUGAGGUUUAAUAAACUCUCAUCCAUAUUUAAACAUUU